Thalassophryne amazonica is the source of this 1771-nucleotide messenger RNA. Its product is annotated as oocyte zinc finger protein XlCOF26-like. The record is from RefSeq and is a predicted model, not a curated record. Lineage: Eukaryota; Metazoa; Chordata; Actinopteri; Batrachoidiformes; Batrachoididae. Gene Ontology annotation, molecular function: DNA-binding transcription factor activity; RNA polymerase II cis-regulatory region sequence-specific DNA binding. The transcript has 3 exons. The coding region runs from base 332 to 1462 and encodes 376 amino acids. Gene Ontology annotation, biological process: regulation of transcription by RNA polymerase II.
CUAGUUGUUUUAUUUCGUCUCUUCAUGUUGAAAGAACAUUGGAAUAGAUUAAUUCUCUCGCCAAAACAUUUUGGGCUAAAAUGUGACCUUGCAGAAAAGGUAAAAAAAAAAAAAAAAACUUUAUGGCCUAUGUUUCCGUCGGAUCUGUUUUCCUGACGGACCGACAGGAUGUGCGCUAAAGAAAAGCUUCCGCCUGCUUUCGUAAGAAGAAUCGAGUUUUAAGAACUGGAUGUUUGGAGAGACGCGUCUGAUUGAGCAGCAUCACAUCAGCACUUUUCUUUCCGUUCCAGACAGCUGUGUGGAAUUUUGUGUCUUCUGCUCGUGAGACGACAUGAGUUCUUCACCAAAGAAACAAAGCAACAAACGUGAACACACACUUGAGUCCUCUCAGCAAAACAAUAAAACCUCUGCAACGCCUGCAAAGAAAGAGAAACGGUACAGCUGCGGCCAGUGUGGAAAACGCUUCAGACAUUUGGGAACCUUAAAGCGACACUGGCGCAUGCACACGGGGGAGAACCUGCUUUCCUGUGAUCAGUGUGGAAGAGAUUUCAUCCGGCCAGCUGACUUCAAAAAACACCAGCUCAUCCACAGCGGAGACAAACCAUUCACUUGUGACCUUUGUGGACGAGCUUUUAGUCAGUCGUGUCACCUGAAAAGACACCAGGUCACCCACGGUGGAGAUAAAACCCACACUUGUGACCAGUGUGGGAAAGCUUUCAGCCAGUCAUCUCACCUAAAAACACACCAACGUCUGCACAGUGGAGACAAACCCUACACCUGUGAGCAGUGUGGAAGGGGUUUCGGCCGACCAUCUGAGGUAAAAGCACACCAGCUCAUCCACAGUGGAGAUAAACCGCACGCCUGUGACCAAUGUGGGAAAGCUUUCAGGCGGAUGGAUAAUUUAAAAAGACAUAAACUCAUCCACAAUGACAACAAACCGUACACCUGUGACCAGUGUGGGAAGAGUUUCCGUCUGUCAAACACCUAUAAGGAUCACCAGCGUAGCCACGUUGAAGACACCACGCACACGUGUAACCUGUGUGGGAAGCGAUUAUGUUCUCUGCAGGCGUUUAAGUAUCACCAGAGUAUUCACACCGGGGAGAGACCGUACCAAUGCAGAUACUGCGAUAAAACCUUCAUUUCAGCUUCAAAGUGGAUGCACCAUGAGCGUGUUCAUGCUGGAGAAAAACCGUACAGCUGCGAUCAGUGUGAGAAGAGUUUUUGCUCAAAGAUUUCCUACAUGAAUCAUAAACGUGUCCAUGAUGGCGACAAGCCGUACCAGUGUCAACACUGCACAAAAACCUUCGUCACAUCCUUUAACCUCUCAAGACAUGAACUCACUCAUACGGGGAUCAAACGCUACUGGUGUGGUGAAUGUAACAAAAGCUUCACCAGCCUAAAUCACUGGAAAACCUCGAAACUGAAGAGAUGCUCUUCUGACAGCAUGGUCAAACUAGCUUAGCUGAAGGUUCAUCAUCCAUGUCUGGGAACAGGGAUUUGUUUGAGACUCGCAGUGCUUUAGUGUGUAUCAGGUGAUAGAGUGAGCUGUCCAUCAGAAAGUACAGGCAGUUCAACCCGUCCAAAGUAUCCUUGAGCAAGACACUGGGCUCCUAUUUGCUCUUAUAGUCCAUGGGCCAAGGUUCUGUACCACUUAAGAGGACUAAACAGCACUUAAUAGUCCAGCCUGAAUGUGCCAUGGCAAUUUCAAUUUAUUUUCCUUUAUAUAGCGCCAAAUCACAACAGAGUUUCCUCAAGGCGCUUCACACAGGUA